AUGAAGGCUCAUGAUGAGCAUGGUCCUUAUCGUAAUACAGGUCCAAGCGAGCAAAGACUCAUCUCUAGACAUGUUCACCGGUUCUAUAACAACCUUCUGGUAGCUGGCAUAUAUAGUAUCCCUGUCACUGUUGCAGACUCACAGUUGUCCAAGCUUGAGACGUAUCUACCAGUACUGAAAGCAUGCUUGCUGCAGCACCCAUUUCUUUCUAUUGUUGUAAGGAGAAAUGCCAAAGGUCAGAGCGUCUAUGCUCGAGCUGAUGCCGUUGACCUUCGCGAUCACUUUCACGUCAUUGACGCUGAGCUGAGCGCGUCCAACACAGCCACUGAGGAUACGCUCAUCGGUCGUGUUAUUGAGCACCUUUGCAACGAUCCGGCACUCACCUUCUUCGACACGGCUGAGGUUCUACCACAUUGGCGCCUCGACGUAUUGCCCUUGCAGGAAUCUGCUCACCAAAAAAGAGUGUUUAUCUCGUUCACGUACGGGCAUACCAUAGGCGAUGGCAUGUCAGGAAUGGUCUUCCAGAAGACUUUUCUGGAAGCGUUUCAUCAGCUCGGUGCGCAGCCACCUGAAGACACGAAUCCCAUCUCCAACACGGCUCACGCUGAUCUGCCAGGACUACCACAUCUUCCGUUGACACUCUCCUAUCUUCUAGGACCAGCCCUUGGGCACUAUCUGCCACGUUUCGUCGCUGACUGGCUUGGCAUAAAGGCGAGUGUAAGCGGAUCUGACGAAGCUACUUGGUCAGGAAAGAAGACGUUUCUGAGUUCUGCCUCUUCCGAGGGAGUACCCGUCACGACAGCCGCCGAAGUCCUAUCAAUCAGUGACAACACGGUGACCGCAGUUCUCGAGACAUGCAGAAAGCACGACGCUAAACUUACAUCUCUUCUCCAUGAGAUUGUCGCUCAAUGCUUCAAUCGUCAUUUGUCGUCCCAGCUUGUUCUUGAUGCUAGUCAAAACAAUUUCGUGGCCUCAACACCAACCAAUCUCCGCAGGCUGGUCGAUGUUCCGGACGAGACGAUCGGCAUCUUCAGUUCUACUGCUUACUCGCGACAUGACAUUGAUCGUAGUCUGAAUCCAGAGAGCGAAGUCAAAAUUACCGAGCACAUGUGGUCCAAGUCUCGCGCUGACACUACUCAGCUGCACAGGUCUGUUUCGUUGCUUCGGAACCAGCCGAUUGCUCUUCUAAGUUGGAUAUCAGAUAUCGACGCUUGGAUGGCUAGCCAGCUCAACAAACCACGAGAUGUCAGCUGGGAAAUGAGCAACCUGUUGUCGUUUGGGAAUCGAAGUGCAUCUGGAGGAACACCCGCCAUAGUCGUGGAGAAGAUGUUCUUUGGUCAAUCUGCUGAAGCGGCUGGCUCACCUCUUUUCUUGAGUGUAGUGAGUGUCAAAGGUGGUGAUCUAGUCAUAUGUGCUAGCUGGCAACCAGGUGCUUUUGGCUUCAACACAACGGAGAACUCUACUAUAGAGAUAGUGGAGCGUAGGUUCGUACGGAGUGUUCUUGAUGAUCUGAAGAGGUAUAUGGAUGUUGCAGCAUCUCAGGAAUGA
This is a messenger RNA of Lithohypha guttulata, 1548 nucleotides long. It is a transcript of the gene ATF1, whose product is annotated as Alcohol acetyltransferase. NCBI's taxonomy places the organism in Eukaryota, Fungi, Ascomycota, Eurotiomycetes, Chaetothyriales, Trichomeriaceae. The transcript has a single exon. The record is from RefSeq and is a predicted model, not a curated record. Gene Ontology annotation, molecular function: N-acetyltransferase activity. Bases 1 to 1548 code for a protein of 515 amino acids.